Erythranthe guttata (spotted monkey flower) is the source of this 1608-nucleotide messenger RNA. The record is from RefSeq and is a predicted model, not a curated record. Lineage: Eukaryota; Viridiplantae; Streptophyta; Magnoliopsida; Lamiales; Phrymaceae.
CACGCCGUUCUUCGUUCUGCUUUUCUCCACCGCGGUCGGUUUUUUCACCGAGGUGAUUUUCGAUUUUGGUUUCGUAGUAGUUCGUAGUUUGCCCGGGCUGAUUCUGUUAUGGCCGAACGAUUCCGGUGUUGCAGCUGGUUGACGGUUGGCUGUCGAUUAUCCCGGUUCUGCUACACGACGAUUUAAGGAUCACAAUUGUUAAUGGCGAACACGAGUGAGAAACAAGUAAUAGUUUUCGCGGUGUAUGAAUUAGUCGAACAAAUGCAAGUACUGUUAACAAUGCUUAGUAGGCUCAUCCAUUUGCUUCUACGUCGCCGCCGGGUCAAUAAUAUUGUCGGUUCAUCGUAUAGUAUGAGGGGUAAGAUACCUGCUCAAGUCCGAAAUUUGACUUACAUAAUUGGAAAUCCGACAAUGGGUUCUGGAACGGUUACUUAGGUGUGUUGGAACAACACAUGGCUCUAAAAUUCCCCGGGACCGACAUUAAGGCGGAUCCUAUGAUUUUAUCAAAGCUUCACGUUUGGAAAAAACAAUAUGGCUCGCUUUCCCAAAUGCUUUCAACGUCGGGAUUUUGUUCGAAUGAGUCGGCGAACACCAUUGAUGUAAUCGACGAUCAAGUGUGGAACGAUUAUGUUAAGUUCGAUUCAAAUGCCCGGUUGAUGCGCUAUAAAUCAUGGCCAUAUUUCAAAGAUUGGACAAUCAUCUUUGGAAAAGAUCGGGCUACGGGGGAAAGUGCCGAGGCUCUCGCCGAUGCGAUCAACGAUAUAUCGAAACAAGAUAAAGAAGCGGGCGACGAUUCAAUGGGUGGAGACCACAUACCGCAACCUGCCAUGCACUCCAACGAGAAUGACUCGGAGAACAUGUCCUCAUUGCACGGUGAAGGUUACAUGUCUAACAUGCAAGGUGAAGGGACUUCAACCUCACAUCAAAGUAGGGGUAAAAAGAAAGGCAACAAGCGUUCCUGAACGAUGACCUCGAUGGCCGUAUCAUGGAUAUGAUGGCGGAUAUGACUAGGACUUUUGCGGAGACUAAAACAUGCCUAGGCGAGUUGGCCCACCGUAUCGGUUUUGAGCACGAUGCGUCAACUACACAUGUAAGAAGGUGUUGGAUGCCCUAUCGCCGUUAUGUUUAGGUGUCGAGGAUAAGAUUACUGUCGCUAAAGCCGUUUGCAAUAGCCCAACCGAUCUCGACAUUUUUUUGGAUUAAAUGAAACCGAAAAGGGGGUUAUGGUUCGAAUGAUCCUCGAAGGGCGCCUACUUCGGUUAGCUAGAAUAUCAUCCACUCACAAGGUGAAGAAACUUUUUCCUGUAUUCGGACCCUAUCUUGCGGCGUUAUUUGCAUUGAAGACAUUUCUGUUAGUUUUUCCGUAUGAACUUAUAAAUUUUGUGUAUUAUGGCCGAUUAUAUGUCUGUAAAUAUUCUGUUAGUUUGGAGCUACUAUGCCUAAAUGGUAAGCUGAAAAAAUAUUUUGUUAUUUAGGAGCUAAUGGUCAAUUUUAAACAGGUUCACGGGUUGUGUAAUAUUCCAAGGUUUUUGUCAAUAUGCGUGUGUUACAUUCACACUGCAACAGGUUAUAGUUGCAGGCCUUCGUGCAGAUUUUUGUCAAUACGCA